UAAACUUCUUUAGCCUCAAACCCUAGCGCCCUUUCUUUCUUCUCAUAGUUGAAGCUGACGGACGCCUCCUUCUGCGAUUCAGGAAGCUUUAAUUUUGAAGGAUGGUCAGAAUUAGUGUUUUGAACGAUGCUCUUAAGAGCAUGUACAAUGCAGAGAAGAGGGGGAAACGACAGGUCAUGAUCAGGCCGUCCUCCAAAGUGAUCAUAAAGUUUCUGAUGGUGAUGCAGAAGCAUGGAUACAUUGGGGAAUUUGAGUAUGUUGAUGAUCAUAGAUCUGGGAAAAUUGUUGUUGAACUGAACGGCAGGCUGAACAAAUGUGGGGUUAUUAGUCCUCGUUUCGAUGUGGGUGUUAAGGAAAUUGAAGGCUGGACUGCUAGGCUGCUCCCAUCCAGACAGUUUGGAUUCAUCGUGCUGACAACAUCUGCGGGAAUUAUGGAUCAUGAAGAAGCUAGAAGGAAGAAUGUUGGAGGUAAAGUUCUUGGUUUCUUCUACUGAACAUGGUUUUGAGUAUCCAUUGUGGAGUUUUGACAUAGCUUUCAAAUACUACUCUACAUUUUGUCGGUAAAGAAUGAUGUUAUUCUGUAAUGAUUAGAUUUUGGUCGUCUCUUAAGUUAAUUCCAAUAGAAUAUUUAUUGUUUUGGUGAAGACAUUUUGGUUUUUAGUUAUAUUGGAAGAGAACUAGUGCUUUUUUAUUC
Messenger RNA from Cucurbita pepo subsp. pepo (vegetable marrow), 694 nucleotides. RefSeq names its product small ribosomal subunit protein uS8z/uS8w. The record is from RefSeq and is a predicted model, not a curated record. Gene Ontology annotation, cellular component: ribosome. Gene Ontology annotation, molecular function: structural constituent of ribosome. NCBI's taxonomy places the organism in Eukaryota, Viridiplantae, Streptophyta, Magnoliopsida, Cucurbitales, Cucurbitaceae. Gene Ontology annotation, biological process: translation.